Molecule: messenger RNA, 648 nt
Organism: Penicillium malachiteum
Lineage: Eukaryota; Fungi; Ascomycota; Eurotiomycetes; Eurotiales; Aspergillaceae
Product: HNH endonuclease signature motif containing protein
Exons: 1
Coding region: 1-648 (215 amino acids)
Source: RefSeq, a predicted model, not a curated record
AUGGAACUGGAGGAUCGAGAGUCUGAUUUCGGUCAAGGUUGUCUGCAACGCGAUGGAGAUCGUUGCGUGGUAACCAACACCCUAUCAUCUGAGAAGAGAAAAAAACUUGAACCCGCAAACAUCUUACCCUGGUCAUUUCCAUGUUACAGCGCUUCGAGGAAAGACAUGAUUACCUCGAACCUAUGGACAACCCUCUUCCAAUGUUUCCCUGAGAUCCGGUCAGUUGUGCAAAGCGACAAAAUCAACGAAAUCCAGAAUGGUCUCACGCUCCUCAGCUCUAUCCAUCGCCCAUUCAGUGAUUUCCAAUGUGCAUUUGAACCGAUUACCGAUACUCCACAUACAUACAAGUUUGUUACUUUCGAAGGUUUUCCGGCUGAAACGAAAGCAUCCCUCCGCAACCUCCCCCAACAGAUCAAUUUUGUAACUGGAUCCCCGCCUACACCAGAAGAUCGACUUCCACACCCAGUCUUAUUGGAUUGCCACUAUCGACUUGCGAACAUCUUCCACGCCAGUGGAAUGACCGAGGCUAUGGGUAAAACUCUUCGCCGUGCAAAGAAAAUCAAGGCUGGCUCACUCUUAGAGCAUGAUGGCACCACUGAUCUAGCGUCUGCGCUUUACUACGCAAUAUGGCAAACUGUUGCAAUUUAA